Messenger RNA from Cydia strobilella, 2106 nucleotides. RefSeq names its product phosphoserine phosphatase (gene aay). Gene Ontology annotation, cellular component: cytoplasm. The transcript is spliced from 6 exons. Gene Ontology annotation, molecular function: L-phosphoserine phosphatase activity; magnesium ion binding. The record is from RefSeq and is a predicted model, not a curated record. The coding region runs from base 230 to 991 and encodes 253 amino acids. Gene Ontology annotation, biological process: dephosphorylation; L-serine biosynthetic process. NCBI's taxonomy places the organism in Eukaryota, Metazoa, Arthropoda, Insecta, Lepidoptera, Tortricidae.
CGUAGCUCUCAGAGAGUAGUUCUGUAGCUCGCAUCACCAGCUUAUCUUGGAGAGGCAUGUGGAUAUAAGGCGAUAACGGAAGACUGGGUGCACUGUAUGAUAUCACACUUGGCGGAGGCGUGUUCGCGGUAUCCCCGACUGUAUUUGUUUUAUUGGUCUGACCUUUACGGCAAUAUAUUAACUGUGUAACGACUCCGUUCAUUUGCGUCAGAAACUUUGAAGAUUCGACAUGGCACUUUACAGCAUCAAGAACAACCUGCAGCUGGCGACCCUGAAGACCCUCUCCCUGGUCUCCAUCAGCGUCAUGUCCCCCCAGCAGAGCGUUCAGGAGCUGUUCCGUACUGCUGACUGCGUCUGCUUCGACGUUGACUCCACCGUCAUCAGGGAUGAAGGCAUCGAUGAGCUGGCGAGGUUCUGCGGGAAAGGCGAAGAAGUUAAGAGACUGACGGCCGAGGCUAUGGGUGGCAGCAUGACGUUUCAGGAAGCCCUGAAGAAAAGAUUAGACAUCAUCAGACCGUCCGUUAGCCAAAUCAGAGAGUUCAUUGACACAUUCCCUAACCACCUCACACCUGGAGUAUCGCAACUAGUCAAGACACUACAGGAGCGCGGCGUGCAGGUUUACCUCGUGUCUGGUGGCUUCAGGUGUCUCAUCGAGCCAGUUGCUGCCCAGCUAAAUAUACCUAAAGGCAACGUCUUCGCCAAUAGACUUAAAUUCUACUUUAAUGGAGAAUACGCAGGCUUCGAUGAGACCGAGCCUACCUCCCGAUCAGGCGGCAAAGGACUCGUGAUCAGAAGACUCAAGGAACAGUUCGGCUACCAGAGGGUGAUCAUGAUCGGUGAUGGCGCCACUGACGCUGAGGCGAGCCCGCCCGCUGAUGGUUUUAUUGGUUUUGGCGGCAAUGUCCUAAGGGAGGAGGUCAGAAAGAGGGCGUCCUGGUACGUCACAGACUUCCAAGAACUCAUCGCCUCUCUCACGCUGCAAACGAAAUGAACACCACAAAUAUAGGCCAAUUUGCGUAAUGAAAAUUGUACUUUAGUUCUUCGAGCUAGAGGCCUUUUUAGAAUGUCAUUUUUAGAUUCAAGUUCUCACUAAGUAAUAUCGUACUGAACCAGUAUUAGGUAUUUAAAUUAUAGAAGCAUAUAGGCCUAUAAUAGACGCAAACCAAACUGACAACCGGGUUCGUAAAUCUUCUCAGUCACACUCGCGUGGUCGUAGGUACAGUGAGAGAGAUAGUAAUAUGACCCCGGUUGUCAGUGGUUUGCGUAUACUAUAGUAUUUUUAUAUGGUCCAAAAAUGAGUUUAUAGAAUAUUACUAUGCUUGUUUUUUGCUCUGGUUCUGAUUGUAAUGACUAAAUUUAGACAUGUUUAUUAAACACUUUACUAAAUUACUAGUAAAGUCUCGUUAUAUUUAUUGGGUGAGUAUGACAUUACUGUUUCAGUAUUGACCCACAGCAUUUUGAUAGCUCGGCCUCUGUUAAAGGAUUUGCCACACUGGAUGCGUUCUGCGGGCAGCGGUCAGGUCAAACUUCAACUUCAAAGGUUGUUCAUACUGACCGCUGACCGCAGCGCGCGUCCAGUGUGGCAAAUCCUUUAGAGCUGAUUUCGAUUGUGACGUAAUAAAAAAAAAAGUGUGAUGGUAUUUUGAGUACAAAGAGUUGAAUGCUUUAUUUUUAGAUCAAUAUUUAAGGGACUUAGUCCCGUUCGAUGUUUUGUACAGAUAUGAUAUAUUAAUUAAAUUAAAUUAGGUUAAUACUUGUAAAUAAUUAUUUAGGUUAAUUCAUGGUGCUUCCAUAAAAGUAUCAGAUGUUAUAACGUUAUUAAUAAGAAUAAUAUUUUAAAAUUUGUAUAUUCAUAGCUAUUUUGAAUUGGUUAAUAAUUUAGUACCUUUUCUUUCAAGGAGAAGUGAUUUAAUUUUUAUAGCUUAACAUUGCAUGUUAUAUUGUUAUUGUGACUUAUUUAUUUAUUUACUCAGAUUUUAACAUGGUUGCCUGCUGCAGAUAUGCAGUUCGUUACGUAAACUAAAUGACUACCUGUAACGUAUACGUUUAAUGGAUAAUGGCAAAAUAUGGCUGUGUACUUCAGAAUUAAAAGAUAUGUUGAGUUUA